AUGAUUAAGAAGACGCUUGUUAUCGGCGUGGAGAACACCAAGGAGUGUCUCAAAGCCGUGGACUUCGCGAUCGAGCACUUCCCCACCGGAUACGUGUACCAUGUGCUGCACGUUCAGUCGCGCCCUCUCGCAACCUCCAUCGUCGCGAGCGCUGCCGCGGCUGAGUUUGCCUACGAGAACACUGAAGCCAUCGGGAAAGAGAUGGUCGCUGCCUCAGGGCACUUCAUGCACGAAGUCUUCGCACCAAGGGCACAGAGUGCAGGAGCUGAGGUCCUCGCAGUGGUGGAGACUUCCAAUGGCAACAGCGGUGCUGUCAUCUUCAGGCCUGAGGAUGACAUGUGA
Messenger RNA from Coccomyxa subellipsoidea C-169, 342 nucleotides. RefSeq lists its product as hypothetical. The record is from RefSeq and is a predicted model, not a curated record. The transcript is spliced from 5 exons. The coding region runs from base 1 to 342 and encodes 113 amino acids. Lineage: Eukaryota; Viridiplantae; Chlorophyta; Trebouxiophyceae; Coccomyxaceae.